This is a messenger RNA of Linum trigynum, 2933 nucleotides long. The record is from the annotation of a GenBank genome assembly. Lineage: Eukaryota; Viridiplantae; Streptophyta; Magnoliopsida; Malpighiales; Linaceae.
UAAUGUCUAUUUUUUAUUCGAACCAUAUUCAGAUUCUUUUAUAUUAUCCAAAUAUAUUAAAAUGAUAUUAAUUAUCCAAAUCUUUCGUAUGCAUCAAAAUAUUAGCCAUUUUUACGUUAUCGUUAAUAAUUUUGUAACUCUUUUCUUAGUUAAAAUACUAAAAUUUUACAAUGUUGACCUUCAUGUGUCUCUUCCAAGUCAGUAUCAUGUUGCCAAGUCAAUAUUACCAACAAAAUUGUCAAUUGAAAGUUAACAUUUGGCUAAUUCUUAGUAUUUCGAUAAGUUUGGAUAAUAUAAAAGAAUCUGAAAAAGGUUUGGAUAAAAAAUAGAUAUUAUCCUAAUUAAUAAAAAGAAUAUUCUUGAGAUAAUUCGAGUUAAUUAUCUCAACAGAACGCGUUUUAAUUAUGAGAGUAAUUAUCUUCCUAAUAAAACGUGACUUAUUCCACAUAAAUAGAGCACUCCCAAGAUCCUCUAAAUAGAAUCAGAGAGCAUAAAGAUGAGAGAGAGUGUAUUCCGAGAGCUCUGGUUUUCGCACAAAACCUUCAAGCACCUAGACAAGCUGUUUUAUCUUAGAGGCUACCGGUUGAUAGUCUGUCGUGCGCAAUGAGAGCAGUGUCACGAACAUCUUAAAGAGAACGACCUAGUCUGCGACUCAGCUCCAAAUAGAUAAACCUAAUUUUCUUGUUAGGUUUCUAACAAGACCGACAGGAUGGAGUUCGUCAAUAGUUUGGAGGGUGGCGGCAUCUCGGUGAAGGUUGUGCGGGACUUGAAGGAAGAUGAGGCGGUGGCGGCGAUACCGAAGGCAGCAUGCCUCACCAUCAAGAACAGCCAAGCUUGCGAGUUGAUUGAGUCGAUGGAUUUAGGAGGGAUUUUGGGGCUUUCUGUGGCUCUGAUGUAUGAGAAGGGCUUGGGGGAAUCCUCACCCUUGGCUGGGUACCUUCAGCUAUUGACGGAAAGCGAGUGCGUCCAUUUGCUCUGGAAACUAGACGAAGUCGAUCGGUUUCUCCAGGAUACAGAGCUUCAUAAGGUGAAACUACUAUGAUUUUUUCUUUUUUACAAUCAGGAGUUGAAAUUGUCCGAACUACCAAAGCUUCGCAUUAUCACAUUAUGUUCUGUGAUUGCUUCUGAUGACAAUGCCAAUCUGAUUUCUUGUCAGGGACUCCCAAGAACAUAAUUACUUUUCGAGAAAUCUCCUCCAAUACAUUGGUAUGGCUAUCAAAAUUGUGAGCAUCAUCAUGUAGAUUUCAUAUCCAAGUAGUAGUAUAAGGUCCUUUAACUAUUAUUUUUGAGAAAUGACCAGGUCUUGCCCAUUCCCCAAAAGAAGUUUUGACGGGAUCCCUAUCUAGCAAAAUUUUGACUUCUGGAGGCCUCCUCUUUCUGGACACAUAAAGUACAUUACAUAGUUCAUUUUUAGGGAUUGGCGACUUACUCAUUCACAGAGAUUUGUUGGCAUUCUAGCCUUACUUCUUCGUUCAUGGCCUAUUCGAAAGAGAAUCCAGUACUUCUGAGUCGUGAAUAGAUUUUUCAUUUCUCGCAUAUUUGUAUUUAUAACUUCUUCAAAAGUUUCUUUUAAAGUUGCAAUAGUGGAACUCUCUUCCAAAUAAAUGUAACCAUUCGCUAUCCCCAGAUACCUAUAUCAUACAGCAACUAAACCAGCCACUACAGCUGUAACUGUUGCAACCGGUGGCUUUACCCUUUUCGAAUGAUAUCUGUCGACAAAAGGAACACCCUAAGAUGUUAAUCUCAUGGCUAUUGAGAACGAUCAAAUCAGAUGGCUCUAUUUCUCAAUCUUGCUGACUUGUUCCUACGAAACCAAGAGGCCAAAAAAGAUUGAGAAAAAUCGGUCAUUCACAAACAUUGAUGAAAAAUCCUCGAAAAGUUAAGGAUUAGCGAAGAUAAUUGUCAAUGCAACUAUUGAUGUAAUUAUUCCAUUUAGUAUCAUAUAGAGAAUGAUCAUCGUCAUAGUUAAGGGCCAAGACCCUGUCGAUCAAGAAAUUAAUGAGACUUGUGAAGUACAACAAUUAUUAGAAAAUAAUGGAGUUCAUGUGAUAUUUUAGUAGGUAAAUUAACGCUUCUAAUCGUGAAAGAAUCAUUGUAUGCCUUGGGAGAUAUAUUAUUACGAGCUAUCCUUGGAAUUCAAGUAUCUACUUCAAAGGAAACCUGCCUAAACUACCUAUACGUGGUAGGGAUGGAGUUAUUGAUGUGAGACGGAUCGAGAAGCGAGGGGUUCCAGCUAUAAAUCCAAAAAUGACUUGUGUAUAUAUACUUACAAAGAUGUGAUAUCAAAGUUGGCGAUAAAGUAGUUGGAAGAAGCCUAGAAUUCCAUAUUUUUUCUGGGCUUGGAAACACUGAUUUUCAAGAAAUUGAAUAUUAUGAUAUGUUGAGAAUUGCUUAUGAUAAGCAUCCACGUCUGAAACGUAUCUUAAUGCCGGAAAGAUGGAUAGGGUGGCCUUUGUGUAGGGAUUAUAUUGCCCCCCGAAUUUUUAUGAAAUACAACAUGCUCGUUGAAAUUCAAUCUCCACUCAGUUAGUUAAGAGGAAUCAUGAAAAUAAGAGGUUCAAAAUCUCGAUCAAUUCCUUUUUCAAAUCCUGUUGCGGCUGCUCGUGCUCUUCCCGCAUGCCAUAAAUGACCCCCACCCCCACGAUCAAAUCUAUGGAAACAUUGGUUUAUACAUUCCUCAUAAUUACCCCAAGGAUUAAUCUUGGCAUGAAUUGAUAAGGAUCCAAUAAGUCCAACAUUGAUUCCUUCAGAUAUGUCAAUUGGGCAAAUGUGUCAAUUGGGCAAAUGCUCUAUAGUGACUAGGGUAGAUAUCUCAUAUGUGAAAAUUGGCAGUUCGUCCGUCAAUCCCCCCGGAUCCAAAUAACUCAAUUUUCUCCGAUCGACCCGAGACAAAGAGAAGGGUCUAUCUAUUUUAAUAAGCCAAUACCAAUGAU